Molecule: messenger RNA, 2892 nt
Organism: Mya arenaria
Lineage: Eukaryota; Metazoa; Mollusca; Bivalvia; Myida; Myidae
Exons: 8
Coding region: 711-1649 (312 amino acids)
Source: RefSeq, a predicted model, not a curated record
UCUCUUAUAUCAGAUGCCUUGGACAUCGUCUUUCGGAAAGAGUGCAUUUUGUAUGCCAUUCCGAGAUCUAACAAUUUACCACGACACAAAUAUAAUGUAAUAAUACAAUGAGCUCAAACAGGAAGUUUUCUAUUCUUCAAUGGCAAUAGGACAUGUUUUUUCUUAUGUCAAAUGAAAUCUACUACAGCAGUAUAAGGAAGGGCAAAUGAAGUCAAUUUCACUACCAUAAACAAGGUGUGGGAUACGGCAGUAUAUAGUGGAAGUUAAUUAUUACAAUGUGUGAACUUUCAUUGCUGAUAGCCAGACUAUAUUUGGUGUAAAAACAUGUAAGAAACUGGCGCAAGGUGAAAUGUAAGAACUCUGAAUUGAGACCUUAUGAUUCCAAUACAUAUUUGAAAUAAAGAGAGUGACUUUGUGUACCAACAGAAAUAUCGGUAUAUGAAAAAGGAAACUCGGAGUAUCAAGUAAUGUUUAAGAAGACUGACAUUGGUUCCAUUACAUACUGUGUCAAAUUAGGAUAUUUCAGUUCUGUUGUGUUCCCUGAUCCAAUGAGGAGAUAAAUAUACGUAAUUCCUUAACGCUCAGACAAAUCACACCAGUUUGGCAUGCGUUCUAAAUUUCUGAAUGAUUUAAAGAACUUUAGCCCGUAAUCAUGGGUUGAACACGGUUUUUUCAUAAUCGAUAAUGUGAAUUUGAACUUUGCAGUUAUAAUGGAAAUAUACUGGACAAAGAUCGUUGUGGUGAUCGCUGCCGUCGCCGACCUAGCGACACCCAGUCUAUCGUGCGAGUACAUUGUGGAGUCUCGGCGAGUCUCACAGCGUUACAUUCCGGCUGUAAGCCCUCCCCGCCACUUGAACGGCACAUGCGACAUUCCCGGCCGCCUCAGAGACCGAUGGACGCUAUUGACGCCCGAUCGCGAGCGACUGCGUAUCCGGGCACACUCAAUGACGGCGAGGUAUCUCGGAAAAACCAACUUGACCAGGAUCCGCUACCGGUGUUUAGAGAGUAGGGGACACACAUUUCUUCUCGGCACGGAGACAAGCAUAGGGAUCCAGGGUUCCGGUGUUCUCUGUCUGGGGUUUGCUGCCAUCUUCGGGAACAGUGUUGUCGGCGAGUACAGCAUCGUCAGGCUCAACGCGGUUGGAUAUGAGGGUCACCUGCUCGGCCCACAACUCCUCCCUCGUACCACCGUUAACUGGCCGACACUGAAUGACACGUGCGUUCAAGCCGCGGACCAGAAAGAUGACUACGCAGAAAUUGUUCGCGCAGAGCGGCGUUGCGUGUUUCCAGACGAGCUUCAUCGCACGUGGAAUUUUACGCACCAUAAGGCCAGGCACGUCACGUUCGCAGAGAAGACGUUUACGUUUACGUUCAUGGACGGACGUGAGCACAAAUUUGACUGUAACGUAAAGGAAGGUGAUAUCUACGUGCUGCGGGAGUUCGAAUUCACAGACGGACAGGACGGCGUUCUCUGUUACAACAUCACACGGCUCUUAGAAGACCCUCAUUAUAAAUUCGAGAUGGCUAGGCUUAACAGCGGGACCCACAUGGAAGGAAUGGUUCGGCUUUUACCUGUUGGAAGGCCGGUAGCGCUUUCGGAGGACUGUGAUUGGUUUGACAGUCCUGCUCGUCCUGAAUUUCUUUACUAACGCACAUUCUACUAAUGUGGCUGUUCCAGGUUGUGUAUACAUGUUGUGAUUAAAAGUAAAAUCCAUUCAGUGUGAUUAAAAGUAAAAUCCAUUCAGUGUGAUAUCUCGGAACACAGCCAGGUGAAAAACUCUUGAAUACAAACCAAAUCACGAGAAAAACCUAAGUUGUAUGAAAGAAAAACAGUUAAUGUCAUGACAAAGGAAUUAGCUCAAAUCAAUACUAAGAAACCAGAAAAGGAACCGGACACUAGUGUUGACUCAUAUUGCAGAACAAUGCUCUCUUUUGGUGAGCUGAUAUGAUCGCUACUGACUGAACUGAACCUUUGAUUCAUCUUACUGUCCUUGUGUUUUAUAUAAAGCUGGUGAGAUGAACAUAUUAAAGGCCUUAUAGUACAAUACUUUUCUUAAUUAAUUAAUGUUCAUGGAUGUCGUGAUAAUAGCAGUUUAUUGCAAAGAGAAUGACCGCAAGUUCGGUUGGAUAAGGCUAUACAACUGGACCAGGUGUUAAGCAGCUUAAGAUAAUGUUUUUGUGACAAUGCAAUUGAUCCUACCUGGAAGGAAACGAUAUGUGUCCUUAAUGUGAACACCAUUGUGACCGCUGUUAUGAAGGUACCUUUUCAUUGUAAGCAAUUGUUUGCGCCUUGAAGAAGAUUUACUAAUCAGGCUUCAUUGCAAUGUAAACAAAGUCGUUGUUACAUGCCGUGGCAGUGGACCAUAGUUAUUGUUGAUGUUUUUUAUUUAAAGUUUAAGAGUUAAAUUAUUAAUUGGAUUAUCGUAAAACUACGUUUAGUUGACAGGAUCUCUAGUUAACAUUUAAAUGUUGUUGUGCUGUUGAUGUCAAUAAAUGUGGUUGGUUCUGACGUAUUGUCACUGUACAUAUUUGUAUAUGCUGAUAUAUGUGUUUGACCGUUAGUGUGCACUUUCCUUAUCAUAUUAUCAAUGUUACUUAUUAACUAUAAGUCAAUUAGUUGACACCACUAUUCGUUUGCAUUGGUUUGAUUUAUAAACAUUCUUGAAAUGUAAACAAUUGCAUUUGUUUCUAAUUUUUUAAUGUAUUGCUUUGGAGUUGUAAUUUGUUGUACGUGAAGAGCCUAAUUCCCUAUUGAUAACGUUCGACAAGUUUACGAAUUGAAGUUAUAUAACAUAAUAAAAAUCCUUGGUUUUUGAAAAAAAUAUGAAAACUACUUCUAUGCCCAAUAGAUUUAAUACUUUCCAUGAGUCAAGUACGUGGCACUAUUUUCCA